AUCUCUUGCUUUCUUCCAGUUUUGAUUCUGUUCUAGUAGUAGUUGACCAACUGUCGAAGAUGGCCUAUUUUUUGGCUUGCUACAAAGACAUUACUGCUAAACAAACAGCCCAACUUGUACUUCAUGAAAUAGUCCGACUUUAUGUGCCCCUCUGGAAAAUUAGAUUACAAAAAGCUUGGGUCUUACCAUAUUUUAUCUCAAAUAAACCCAGUAGCUUAUCAUUUAGAGUUAUUCUAUCCUUUCAGAUCCACAAUGUGUUUCAUGUAUCCUUGUUAGAGCCAUAUGAAGUUAAUGACAUUCCAGAUAGAUAUAUAAAUCCACCCUCUCCGGUAGUUGUUGAAAGAGAGCCUGAGUAUGAAGAUACAAUCCAAAUGAUUGCUCUUGGAAGCCUGCAAAAAAUAUAG
Dentiscutata erythropus is the source of this 404-nucleotide messenger RNA. The record is from the annotation of a GenBank genome assembly. Lineage: Eukaryota; Fungi; Glomeromycota; Glomeromycetes; Diversisporales; Gigasporaceae.